Molecule: messenger RNA, 2130 nt
Organism: Lycium barbarum (goji berry)
Lineage: Eukaryota; Viridiplantae; Streptophyta; Magnoliopsida; Solanales; Solanaceae
Exons: 5
Coding region: 1-2130 (709 amino acids)
Molecular function (GO): nucleic acid binding; RNA-DNA hybrid ribonuclease activity
Source: RefSeq, a predicted model, not a curated record
AUGGCUAUGCAAGAAGCUCUCCUCAAACAAAAAGCCCAAAUCAAAUGGUUUGAGGAGGGAGAUAGCAAUACAAGGUAUUUUCAUAAUGUGAUCAAAGACAGAAGAAGAAGACUGCAGCUUCAUAGGAUCAAGAAUAGUAAAGGGAAAUGGUUACACUCUGAUGAGAAGAUCUCAAAUUCGGCAAUCAGACAUUUUAAAAGGAUCUUCAACCUACCUGGACCUGCUGUGGAUGACAACAUUUUCUCCUGCAUUCCUAAAAUUAUCACUGAUGACGAUAACAUUAUGUUGCCUAAGAUCCUAAUAGAAGAAGAAAUUAAAGAUGCUAUUUUUGAUAUGAGCUCCACUAGUAGUGCUGGACCUGACGGAUUUAAUGGUAUGUUCUACCAAAAAUGCUGGGAGAUAAUAAAGGUGGAUGUGAUUAAUUUUGUUCAGAGCUUUUUCUAUGGUAAUGGCCUUACUAAAUUCUACUCUCAUUCUUGUUUGGCCUUAAUUCCUAAAGUUAACUCUCCCUCCAAUUUUUCUGAACUUAGACCCAUCAGGCUCAUUACUGAUAAUAUUUUGUUGGCUCAAGAAAUUGUUCAUGACAUUGCUAAAACCAACAAGGGAGAAUGGUGGACCAGGGCUAUAUGGAGACUGAUUUCCCAGGUUUGGUAUUCCAUCAUUAUCAAUGGCAAUAGAAAGGGAUUUUUUUCGUCAUCUCAAAGAUUGAAUCAAGGGGACCCUCUCUCCCCUUCCCUUUUUAUUCUUGGAUCUAAGGUGCUGUCGAGAUUGUUGAACAGUCUUUAUGAGCACCCUAACUUUUUCCCUUUCACCAUGAGUGAAAGAGGUCCCCAGAUAAAUCACCUUGCGUAUGCCGAUGACAUUGUCAUUUUCAGCGCUGGAAAGAGCAAAGUGAUUAAGCUUAUUAUGAAGCAAAUCAGGGCCUAUGAAAGAAGUUCGGGGCAGAAAGUUAAUGAUGACAAGAGCUUCUUUUGCACUCACCAGAAGACCUCUAAUUCUAGGAUCAAUAGAAUUAUUGAUAGAACUGGCUUCAGGCAUAAGCAGUUUCCUUUUAAUUAUUUGGGUUGCCCUCUGUUUGUUGGCAGGAAAAAGAUAGAGUACUUUGAUGAUCUCGUUUCUAGGAUCACUAGAAAGCUUUCGGGUUGGUCUGGGAAAUGCCUUUCCUACGGGGGAAAAGUUACUCUCAUCAAAAGUGUGCUCCAAGCCAUCCCCACAUACACCCUCGCAGCUCUAACUCCUCCCAAAGAUUUUGUCUUGGCUAAGUAUUGUACCAGAGUGCAUCCUGUGGCUAAAUCCAUUAAUGCUCCUCAAUCUCCUAACAGGAAGAAGAUGAUGCAAAUCAGAGAUAAGAUAGAGGGUAAGAUUCUAUGGCAAGUUCGAGAGGGAAAUAGCAACUUUUGGUGGGAUAAUUGGACAGGGCUAGGGGCAUUGGCUAAAAUCUGCCCUAAUCAGUCCAUCUAUAACAAAAUCAAAGUCAAGAAUUAUAUCGAAGAAGGGAGAUGGCAAGCUGAUAGGCUUCAUGAUUGCAUUCCUAGUCAGCUGGUCCAACAUAUUUUGAAAGUUCACAUUGAUAAUAGUAACGAGGAAGACUACGCAGUAUGGGAAUCGGCAGUAGAUGGGAAUUUCUCUACAAAAAAUGUUUGGGAGGAAAUAAGAGAGCAUAAAUUGGAGGAAUUUCUAACGGGACAGAAAAUAGUUAGAUGGGCGAAGCCGGAUACUAACAAAGUCAAGCUCAAUACGGAUGGUAGCUUCUCUGGCAACAGAGCAGGUAUUGGAGGCAUUUUAAGAAACUCUGAGAGCAACAUGGUUAUGGCGUUUGCAAUCCCUGUUGACUGUAACAGCAGUUCGAUGGCAAAAGCCUAUGCAGUUAAACACAGCAUGCAAUGGUGCUUGCAGAAUGGGAGCAGUAACAUUGUUUUGGAAUUGGAUUCUCUUAUGAUAGUUGAGAUGCUACAGAAUAAGGGCACAAAUAAUCUAAAAUUCAAAGGUAUUAUUGAGGAGAUCAUGAGUAUGAUAAAUCGGAUGGAUUGCAGCAUUGAACAAUGUUAUAGAGAAGCUAAUCAAGCAGCAGAUGGGCUUGCUAAGUAUGCGGCUAAGAGGGUGGAUAACCACAUAUUCACCAAUUGGUAG